UUCUGAAAAAAAAUCAAAGAAUUUUCAUAAAAAUUCAGGAAAUCCAACGUAUCGCCAACAUUCUACCCAUAAAUUUAUUACGUACAUGCCUUGAGGAUAUUCAAGUAGACAACUUCCAUUUUAAAGCUGGCACAAUGGUUUUGCCCCAAAUUUCAAUAACAAUGAAUGACUCUGCCUAUUUUUAUGAGCCAGAAAAAUUUAAUCCAGAACGUUUUAUUGAAAUUAAUAAAUUUGGGGAAUUAAUGCUUAAGAAGGUUGACGCGUUUUUGCCUUUUUCUAUUGGGAAACGGCAAUGUCUUGGAGAGAGUUUGGCACGUGCUGAGCUCUUCUUUAUCUUUGCCUAUCUAAUAAAAAAUUUUAAAUUUCUCCCUGAAAGUGAGGACACACUUCCUUCUACUAAAAGAAUAUAUGGAUUAACUGUAAAUUCAAUUUUUAUAGAUAAUUCUGACUUUUUUCUGAUUUUUCAGUGUGCUCCACAACCAUUUAAAUGUCGAUUAAUUGCUCGUAGUUGA
This is a messenger RNA of Meloidogyne enterolobii, 512 nucleotides long. NCBI's taxonomy places the organism in Eukaryota, Metazoa, Nematoda, Chromadorea, Rhabditida, Meloidogynidae. The record is from the annotation of a GenBank genome assembly.